AUGGUUGAUUUAGGAGUUCAGAUAUUGACAUCGUCUACUCCUUUUGAGUCUCCAGCGAUAAACUUGCGUGAAUUGUUGGAAGGGCACAGUGCCGAUCCACUCGAUGGGAAUGUCUACGUGUUGCAGGAUGAGGGAAAGUCGCGGAGUACGGCAGAAGAACAUUGGUACUCAAGCACCCAUUUGACAACGCGGAAAGCAUGUAACCGCCAAAGGUGGGGCGCCGUUUGCCACAACGAGACUUGUUACACCAAAGAAGCUUUCAGCGACACCCCCAAACACCUCCUCUCCGAAACUUCGCGUUGUCAGUUUGCUCACAGUAGCAAAGACUUCAAGCACGAAGCUCACUCCGACCUAAUCUAUUGCGUCGCCUUUGACACCUCAAGCGUCGACGGCUCCCACGCCCUCUCCUCCAGCCGCCUCUUCUCCAGCACCGACUUCUUCGACAAAGACCGCAAAGUUGAGGAGCUCGGCAUUGGGAAGAAUACUAAGGGCGCCAUUGCCUUCGCCAUAGUCCCCAAAUACGCCGUUGUUGCAUUGAAGGACUUCUUCGUCGAGAGUUUGAAGGACACGAACAGGAACGAUAUGGGGUACGUCGACUACGAGAAACUGUACGGCGUCGAUGGCGUGGGCCUUGCCAACGUUGUUUCAAACGCGAAGGAUGUCGAGGGGCGAGGGGCACGGAAGCAGUUGACAAUGAUCACUUUUGACGAUGGCAGCACAUGGACCUCGCUCCGCCCUCCACCUCGAGACAGCGAGGGCAAACGCAUUUCAUGCGACCCCGCUGACACCGACCUUUGCUCACUCCAUCUCCAUUCCGUCACAACCCCACACAACUAUGGGCACAUCUUCUCGUCACCAGCACCUGGGUUUUCUAUGGGCGUUGGGUCGAUAGGCGAGAGCCUCUUGCCAUACGACGAAAGCGACACAUGUAUCAGCACAGACGCCGGCGUGACGUGGCAGAUGGUCCGACGAGACGCGCACAAGUACGAGUUUGGCGACAAGGGGAGCAUCCUGGUGAUCGUGAAUGACGAGGACGGGACGGACAACGCAGAAAGACGACAUAGGCAUCAAAUUCUGAGCGAGGGCGCUCAUGACCCUCCCCGACUCGACCUCACAAAUGUUCCCGCUGCUAGGGCAAGUAGCGCGGAAAGACCAGACAAAGGAGACUGGACGUGUCGUCAUCAUCCAACUCGACUAUUCCGGGACGAGGAAACGCAACAAUGGUACAAACGCCGAAAACCGGACUCGGAUUGCUAUGUUGGAGAGAAGUAUAUGGACCCCAUGAAGCAUGAGGGUAAUUGUCAGUGUACGGAGGAAGAUUACGAAUGCGACUACAAUUUCGUCCGAAAUGGAAAGGAUUGCGUCCCCGUUGGGCCGGAGCCGAUACCUGCUGGCACGUACAAGGGCUCCUUGGGAUGGAGGAAGAUUCCUGGGAAUACCUGCGUUGAUGGCGUCAAGAAGGACGAGAAAGUUGAUAAGAAGUGUUUGCAAGCGCAACCUGCUCCCGGGGGAAUCACCCACCAAAUUCAUGACUUCAAACAUCAGAUGGUGCAACACGCGUACUUCAAGAACCCCAAAGUCAAAACCAUUCUGGUUCGUCUCAUGGACCACACCAUGUGGCAAUUCAGCAACGAAGGUUACAACUGGACACAAAUUUACCCUGAACACCGCUUCCUUGCAUUCUACCACCACAACUACUCGGACGAUCGUGCCUACCUCAUCACCGACACCGACACCUUCUACCCAACCGAUACCGGACGAACAGGCUGCUCGGCCCAAGCGCAAAGCUGUCAUGCAGAAGCCCAGUGCUCCAGGGAUAACGGGCGCAAGUGGUCCCUCAUUGAUAGCUACAUGUGGAAUUGCGCGUGGGCGAAAGAUGGAGAGCUCAAUACCGAUCCGAACGAGAUCAUUUGCAAGUCCUAUCGGGACAAGAAGGGCAACCAGCGUCUAUUUCAGAAUGAAAACCCGAUGGAACUGGUGACAGGGUCAAAGAUGGGAAGAUUAGAGGAACAGCCCAACCAACCCACCAACAUGAUCUCCCAUGCAUCCACUAAAUGGCUCAUCAUCACUUUCGCUAUCCAAGUUCCGCGUCCGCGCUUCUACAUCCAAUGGGACGCUGAUGAAGCUGGGACUCAUGAAGAAGAUGACGUGAUUCGGGAUGAAGCACUUUCGUCUCCCAAGUUGUUUCGGAGGAUCACUCGCAGCUGUACCUUCGCCUCUUUCAAUCUUGUAGAUGGACUUUUUACGCAGCUUCACACCCUUUUUCAACUGCGCUCUCAGCCAUCUACCCGCCUUCAAUCUGCUCUCCUUAAAUAG
Laccaria bicolor S238N-H82 is the source of this 2316-nucleotide messenger RNA. RefSeq lists its product as uncharacterized. Lineage: Eukaryota; Fungi; Basidiomycota; Agaricomycetes; Agaricales; Hydnangiaceae. The coding region runs from base 1 to 2316 and encodes 771 amino acids. Gene Ontology annotation, biological process: post-Golgi vesicle-mediated transport. Gene Ontology annotation, cellular component: membrane; Golgi apparatus. The record is from RefSeq and is a predicted model, not a curated record. The transcript is spliced from 16 exons.